Messenger RNA from Papilio machaon (common yellow swallowtail), 4610 nucleotides. It is a transcript of the gene sno, whose product is annotated as protein strawberry notch. The transcript has 28 exons. Gene Ontology annotation, biological process: regulation of DNA-templated transcription. The record is from RefSeq and is a predicted model, not a curated record. NCBI's taxonomy places the organism in Eukaryota, Metazoa, Arthropoda, Insecta, Lepidoptera, Papilionidae. The coding region runs from base 166 to 4221 and encodes 1351 amino acids. Gene Ontology annotation, cellular component: nucleus. Gene Ontology annotation, molecular function: chromatin DNA binding; histone binding.
CAUUGACCGCCGUCGGGUUAUCUGGUUUUUUCUUAAGUGUGGAUCGAAAAUUUAACGCAAUUUUUAUACGAGUGUAAUGAUAAUCUACACAUUGAAAAUAGCGUUUCCGUAUUAACGAAAAAAUAUUAAAUUUGCAUCAUUAAAACUGUUAAUUCAGUAUUAAAAAUGUCGAAGAGAAGAGGUUUUGGUGAUGAUGAAGACAACCCACCGACACCGUCUGAUGAUUCAGACUUUGAUGAUGAUGAGGACCCAGACAAUUUGGAAGUGCCAGGUGGUGGUAAAACAUUGGCUGCUGCCGCUCAAAUGGGUGUUAAAGCGAAGGUUACAGCGGGUCCACAACCAAUUAUUAUUAGACCAACUACAAAUCCAUUAGCAGCUGCAUCUGGCCUGGCAUUUGGACAGGCAUCAAAUAUGAAACCUAUUAAGAUUCAAGCAGGUCUCAAUAAACCCAGACCUAUUGUGACAUUGGGACGUGGUGUUGGUGUGCCGUCAGUGGGAUCUGUACCAUCUUUCGCCGGCGCAGGAUCCUCGGCCGCGUUCAACGCAGCUUCUCUACUCGCUCAAAUGGAGAUGGUGGGCGCGCAAGGGAUGAACUCCUACUUGCUGCAAAACUUGAACCAGAUUCUAGUGUCUGGUAUGGUGGCGCAGUACGGCCAGAUGCCGCCCUGGGCUCAACCCAAGCCUGGCAUGUGGCCCCAUGAUAAGUUGCAAGGUGAUGAAGAAGAAGUGGACGAUGAGGAGAUGGGUGUAGCUGAGACAUAUGCAGACUAUAUGCCAUCGAAAUUGAAACUGGGUCGCAAACACCCAGAUCCGGUGGUGGAAACGGCAUCCCUGUCUUCCGUGGAGCCAGUAGAUGUGACGUACACACUCAGCCUGCCCGAGGAGACGGUGCGAGGUGGUCUGCUGUCUGCGCUGCAGCUGGAGGCGGUGGUGUACGCCAGUCAGGCGCACGAGCACACGCUGCCUGAUGGCACGCGAGCUGGUUUCCUUAUAGGCGAUGGUGCUGGUGUGGGUAAGGGUCGCACGAUCGCUGGCAUCAUCUUUGAGAACUACCUGAAGGGUCGUAAGCGCGCCAUCUGGGUGUCAGUCUCCAACGAUCUCAAGUACGACGCAGAACGCGAUCUGCGCGACAUCGGAGCUGGCAAGAUUGAAGUGCAUCCUCUCAACAAGUUCAAAUACGCGAAGAUAUCAUCAGCUGUGAAUGGCAAUGUUAAGAAAGGGGUAGUGUUCUGUACAUACUCUGCAUUGAUAGGAGAGACUCAGUCCUCCAGCACCAAGUACAGGUCUAGACUGAAGCAGCUGCUGCAGUGGUGCGGAGAGGACUUUGAUGGAUGUAUUGUAUUCGACGAAUGUCACAAGGCGAAGAAUCUCUGCCCGGUGGGGUCGGGCAAAGCUACAAAGACGGGUCUUACUGCGCUAGAAUUACAGAACAAGUUGCCCAAAGCUCGUGUCGUGUACGCCUCAGCUACAGGUGCUUCAGAGCCAAGGAACAUGGCGUACAUGGUGCGUCUUGGCAUAUGGGGGGAAGGGACACCAUUCCCUACCUUUAUGGAUUUCAUUAAUGCUGUGGAAAAGAGAGGUGUGGGUGCUAUGGAGAUUGUGGCAAUGGACAUGAAACUCCGUGGCAUGUAUAUUGCACGUCAGCUCUCCUUCCACGGUGUCACAUUCAAGAUAGAAGAGGUACCUUUGUCUGAUGCCUUCAAGGAGACAUACGAUAAAGCCGUCGCUUUGUGGGUGGAGGCAAUGCAGCGCUUCACAGAAGCAGCAGAGCUGAUAGACGCGGAGUCCCGCAUGAAGAAGACCAUGUGGGGACAGUUCUGGUCCGCGCAUCAACGCUUCUUCAAGUACCUGUGUAUCGCUGCCAAGGUGAACCACGCUGUGGUGACGGCUCGUGAGGCGGUGAAGUGCGGCAAGUGUGUGGUGAUAGGUCUGCAGAGUACGGGCGAGGCUCGAACCCUGGACCAACUAGAGAGGGACGACGGCGAGCUCAGCGACUUUGUCUCCACCGCCAAGGGUGUAUUCCAGACGUUGGUAGAGAAACACUUCCCCGCACCGGACAGGACCCGUAUCAAUAGAUUGUUGGGACUUGAAGCCAAGCCCGCCACAGUUACACAUACACCCACCCACAACGGACGCAAUGGCGACGACGCCAACACCUCCAAGAGGAAGUUAACGCCCCGUCAGCAAGUUAACGCGGCGGCGAAACGCGCGCGCGGUGGUUCCUCUUCGGAUGAGUUCAUCCGCGGCUCUGAUGACGAUCUCGACGAUGAGUUGGCUGAAGAGUCUGAUGACGGUCGCCAUUCUGACUCCGAUCAGAGCGACUCCAAUCCCUUCAGAGCAGGCCGAGAGAGUGAUAGCGAUGACGAUCCAUGGAUCAAUCGUAAGAAGAAGCCUAUAAAAAAGAAGAAAGUAUCACCUAAGAAGAAGGCGUCGAGUACGCAGGACAAGAUUGAGACGAUGUUCGAGAGGAAGACGACCGCACCCUCAACCGUUACCGUCACCACGGCCGGCGGGCACAGCCUCACUGGCACACCUGUUGGCACUAACGGACUCUACCUCGGACCCAGUCGCAAUCAACCUCCCCCGCGGUCGGCCAUUGAGCGCGCUUGCAGCAUGAAAGAGGAACUCCUCGCAGCAAUAGAGAAGCUCGGCCGCCGUCUGCCACCCAACACGCUCGACCAGCUGGUAGAUGAGCUGGGCGGCACUGAGAAUGUUGCUGAGAUGACGGGACGUAAGGGUCGCGUGGUGCAGACGGAGGAAGGUCAGAUCCUGUACGAGAGCAGGUCUGAGGCUGAUGUGCCGCUGGAGACGCUCAACCUGACGGAGAAGCAGCGUUUCAUGGAUGGCGAGAAAGAUGUGGCUAUUAUAUCUGAAGCUGCUUCCAGUGGUAUCUCAUUGCAGAGCGAUAGGAGAGCUCGAAAUCAACGGCGAAGGGUGCACAUUACACUAGAGUUACCUUGGUCAGCUGACAGAGCCAUACAGCAAUUUGGUCGUACCCAUCGUUCUAAUCAAGUGAAUGCACCUGAAUACAUCUUCCUGAUCUCUGACUUGGCUGGAGAGCGGCGAUUCGCCUCGACAGUAGCUAAGCGACUGGAGUCUCUCGGCGCCCUCACACAUGGAGAUCGCCGCGCUACGGAGACGAGAGAUCUCAGCCAGUUUAAUAUUGAUAAUAAAUACGGUCGCACUGCCCUGGAGGCGGUGAUGAAAGCUAUAAUGAAGUACGAGACACCGCUGGUGGCGCCCCCGCGAGACUACGCCGGUGACUUCUUCCAGGACGUGGCGGUGGCGCUUGUUGGUGUCGGCCUCAUUGUUAACAGUGAGAGUGCUCCCGGAGUACUAUCACUGGACAAGGAUUACAACAAUAUGUCAAAGUUCCUCAAUAGGAUAUUGGGUAUGCCGGUAGAGCUACAGAACAGGCUGUUCAAAUACUUUACGGAUACAUUGGCUGCUGUAAUGGAGCAAGCGAAGCGCAGUGGCCGCUUCGAUUUGGGUAUCCUUGACUUGGGUAGUGCGGGAGAGAGCGUACGUCGUGUUGCCUGUGUACGCUUCCUGCGCAGGCACGCUACUGGCAGAGCACCCGUUGACCUCAUCACUGUACAGACUGAGCGUGGCAUGGAUUGGAUGGAAGCGUUGGAGAAGGAGUCUGAGUUAACGAGUCCGAAGGAAGGCUUCUACCUGUCACAGGCGGCUCGCAACAACAAGCACACCGCAGUGUUGUGCAUUGCCGCGCACACACCUAACAAUAGGAAGGAUAGACCCACCAAGAAAGAGAUCAUGUUUCAAAUAUACAGACCGAACACUGGUCUCCAGCUGCGGCUAGAGUCUCUCGCGGAGAUCGAGAAGAAAUACAAGAAGGUGACGAGCGAGGAGGCGGAGGGUCCAUGGAAGGCGCAGUACGCGGCCUCGUUGCGUGUCUGCAGCCAUGCGUACUGGCGGUCCGCAUGCAGGAAUGCGGCAGAGUGCGAGGUUGGUCUGCGCGUGCGCACUCACCACGUGCUGGCGGGCUCGGUGCUGGCGGUGUGGGCGCGCAUGGAGGCGGCGCUGGCGGCGCGCGCAGCUCUACACAAGAUGCAGGUCGUGCGCAUCAAGACUGAUGACGGCAGGAAGAUUGUUGGUACAGUUAUCCCAAAGAAUUGUGUGGAGCCGCUCAAAGAGGCGCUCGCAUCGGACGCGGUUUCCGUAACAGAGCAGAAAUUCGACACAUCUGACGAACUAAAAUGAACCCUCACUAUAUCUACAUAAAGACUAGAUUAGCUCGCAGCUUGCGAUCAGUUCCUCACUCUUCAUUUAGCGCAUAAUUCAGGACCAAAGUGGUCCUAAGGGACGGUCAAAUCCCGGACCUGGUCCAGGACUUGGUCAAUUAUGAUACGACCGUACGACUGAUUUUAUUUUGCCCAUCAACCUUACCCGGAAUAUUCAGGUCUUAAGACCUUUAGUAUUGAGAUCGUAACUUAUUUUAGAUAUUUGUAGGUUAACUUUUAUUUAUGUUUAAUAGGAUGAGGGUAUAAAUAAUGGUCCGGUUUCGUUUCCUAUGUUUUGUGAUUAGUCAUUUGAGAAAGUGAUGUAUUUAAGUGCGAUUUGUUCAAUGUGAUUUUAUUUCUUUGUUAAUU